AUGUCUGUGUCUGAGGUCUCUCCCAGCCCUAAACAUGGUGAACAUACCACUAUCACAAGUAUCGAUAUCGACUCCAAGGCCGAGAAGGCCUUGGUCUGGAAGUUUGAUCUUCACUUGCUCCCCGUCUUGGCUAUGAUGUACCUUUUCAACAGUCUCGAUAAGUCGAAUUUGGGUAAUGCGAAGACGGCUCACCUUGAAGAAGACUUGCAUCUUGUCGGCAACCAAUACAGCACUAUUCUCAGUAUUUUCUACGUUCCCUAUGUUCUCACUGCCCCAUUCCUUGGUUUACUCGGCAAGAAGUACGGUCCCAAUAGAGUGUUGCCAUGUAUGAUGUGCACAUUUGGUCUAUGCACUGUUCUCAUGGUCGCUGUGAAAAACUUCAGUGGUCUGCUUGCUAUUCGAUGGUUCUUGGGUAUGGCCGAGAGUGCUUUCUUCCCCUUGGUCAUCUACUACCAGACAACUUUCUACCGUCGUGGUGAAUUGGCCCGUCGUCUGGCGAUUUUCUACGCCGCACAGAACAUCGGCUCCGCCUUCUCGGGUUUACUCGCCUUCGGCGUCUUCCAAAUCCACUCAGGACCCCUCGCUUCGUGGCGAUAUCUCUUUCUAAUCGAAGGCGGUGCAACCUUGAUCUGCGCCAUUUUUGCACUAUGGUAUCUCCCCCGCUCAGCAGCUGAAGCGAGCUUCCUCACCCCAGAGGAGAAAGAGCUCGCCUACCUCCGAUUGCAAAUUGACAGUUCGGCGGUCGUCAACGAAAAGCUGAACAUCCGAGAUGCAUUCCGGAUUUUCAAGCACUGGACUAGCUGGGCCAUCCUUGUCAUUGAAAUGUGUCUUGGUGUGCCCCUGCAGGGCGUCUCGCUUUUUUUGCCUGUUAUCAUCGAGCGUCUGGGAUACAGUACUGUCAAGACGAACUUGUAUACUGUUGCACCUAAUGUCUCCGGUGCAGCUGUGCUGCUGAUCCUGGCCUUCUGCAGCGAUUGGACGAGAUGGCGAUUCCCAUUCAUCGCACUUGGUUUCUUUUUCACUUUUCUGGGUAUGGUGAUUUUUGCCGCCAUUGAUGUUCAGCAUGAUAUCAAUGUUGCUUAUUUUGCUUCCUUUCUUAUGUGCUGGGGGACAUCUGCGCCGUCUGUUUUACUUGAUGUUUGGUAUAACAAUAAUAUUGCCAAUGAGGGACAGCGUGUCGUUUUGACCAGCAUUGCUGUCCCAGUGGCUAAUGUGAUGGGCGUCGUUGCCUCCAACAUCUUUCGCAGUCAGGAUGCACCGAAGUACAUCCCAGCUUUGGUCACUACGGCUGCGUUCGGCGGGGUUGGAAUUGUUUUGACGAUUUGUCUGGGACUGUGGAUGAUGUGGGAUAAUAGGCGGAGGGAUCUGGCCCAGGGCGUACAUGUGCAGGCUAAGGAUAUCCCGACGGAGAACCUUCGGGAUGGACCGGCUGGGGAAUGUUUCCGGUGGUUUUAUUAA
Molecule: messenger RNA, 1458 nt
Organism: Penicillium longicatenatum
Lineage: Eukaryota; Fungi; Ascomycota; Eurotiomycetes; Eurotiales; Aspergillaceae
Product: putative MFS transporter
Exons: 2
Coding region: 1-1458 (485 amino acids)
Biological process (GO): transmembrane transport
Cellular component (GO): membrane
Molecular function (GO): transmembrane transporter activity
Source: RefSeq, a predicted model, not a curated record